Messenger RNA from Lodderomyces pseudojiufengensis, 2880 nucleotides. RefSeq lists its product as uncharacterized. Gene Ontology annotation, biological process: positive regulation of TOR signaling. The record is from RefSeq and is a predicted model, not a curated record. The transcript is spliced from 2 exons. Lineage: Eukaryota; Fungi; Ascomycota; Pichiomycetes; Serinales; Debaryomycetaceae. The coding region runs from base 1 to 2880 and encodes 959 amino acids. Gene Ontology annotation, molecular function: protein binding.
AUGGCUCAAAAUAUACAAGGCAAUCACAACUUAGCCAAAUUUGCUUUCAAUAUUUAUGGAACAUUAAAUAGUUCAAAUUCUAAUGAUUCAGUGUCUCCAAAUUCAUCAAUACAUUCUAAAAAUUCAAAAAAUUACUUUACUUAUCAAAAAUUAAAUUUCAAUUGUGAACGUGAAACAACUGCUUUAUCUCAAUUGAAUUAUGGUUUACAUAUUGGGAAUUAUAAUGAUAUUAGUCAUCAUGUUGUAAUAGGUGGUAAAAAUUAUCUACGACUAUUGUGUUUGAAUGAAGAUCAACUGAGAAUAGUUCAUGAUAUAAAUUUAUUAGAUUCGAGAUCGAUUUAUCGAGGUCCUACAAAAUUAAAUAAUGUAAAUACUAUUAAAACUUACUCAAAUACUAUUGCAUGUGGAUUAUCGAGUGGAGUCAUAUCAUUAUAUAAAAUUACACCUUCUGGUCAAGGAAAAUUAUAUGCAAAAUUAACCGAUCAUAAAAGAACUAUAAAUUCACUUGAUUUUGUUGAUUCAGAGAACAAUUUCAUUUCUGGUUCACAAGAUGGUAGUAUUAAAUUGUGGGAUUUAAGGGCUAGUGUGAAUAAACCAGUUUUAACUUUACAAGCUAAUUUACACAAUGAUCCAAUAAGAGCUUGUCAGUAUAGUCCACAUUCCUUAGUAAGAAAUAAAACAUGUAUCUUGUCAGUUCAUGAUUCUGGAGCUUUAUGUAAAUUUGAUCUUAGAUCAAAUGUAGCAGGUAAUAUGUAUUCGCCUGAUAGAAAAUGGAACUUACAUUCUGGUCCCGUGCUAUCAUUACAUAUUCAUCCAGAAAAAGAAUAUGUUGCCACAGGUGGAAGAGAUCAAAAAAUAUGUGUUUUAAACUAUAGUGAUUCCCAAUCUUCAACUACAAGAUCUGCUACUGAUAGUAUGAUAAAUACUUAUGGAUCAAUCUUGAAAGUGCGUUGGAGUGCAUAUCCGAUAUAUGAGAACUCGGAUGAAUUUAAUGAGGGAAAUGUUUUAUUGAAUUAUGAUAUAGCUUGUCUGUAUUUUGAUGAUCCAACCAUUACAGUAUAUAAUCUAAACAGAAAAUUUAUACCAAAGCAAAUAAUAACUUCACAUUUACACAAACCAAUGGCUAACUUUAUUUGGGCUGAAAAUGCCACCCAAUCAAGAAAAAUUUGGACCCUUUCAAAAUCCAAUAUUUUCACAGCUUAUGACUUGGAUCUGGAGAACGAUCCAGAUGUUAAGCAACCAUUGGACGAUUUAAAUAGUAUAGGAAUGACUUGGGAUAAUGACAAUAACUUCAUGAUGGUAAACCAAGAUAAACUCGAUUUUGAAUUACAUGAUGGAUAUGAAUCAGAUGAUUUACAAUCCAGGGAAAAUUUAGAACUAUUAAACGAUGACCACUUUGAUGAUAAAUUUGGAACAUCUUUAACGACAUCACCCAUUGAAAAACCUCAACUAAUAAGAUCUUUUACACAUAAUCCUAUGCUGCAAUUAGGCGCUAAAUCUCCUUCUCCUAUUUUGAGAUCGGGAACUAAUGGUUUUGAAUUAUCAUCAUCAACUCCAGGUUCCAGGCCAAAAUUAACAAGAAAUCCUUCCCAAAACACUCAAGAAUCAUCAAUAUCUUAUGGCUCACUUCCGCCAUCACAUAAAAAACAAACGCGACAGCAUUUACCAAAUUUACAAAAGUAUGGGAUUUCAAGUCCAUAUGCUAUUCCAGUUGAAUUGCCAUUACCCUUGAAUGAUGAUGAACUUUUUAGAAGAUUAUCUUCGGAGUAUCUAAUUAAAGUACCUGAUGGAUUCAAUGUUGCUGAUGUAUGUUUGUUAAACGCUAACAUUGCAGAACAAGCAAAAUCGCAUCGAACGAGUCAAAUUUGGAGAUUAUUGGCCUUGACUUUAGAAGAGUUAAAUGAGCCAAAGGAAGAAGAAAUUAAACAAGAUGAAGAAGUUUUGGAAGAGGAUGAAAAUUCCGAAUCUCAUGAUAAUAAAUCAAUUCAAUCAGAUUUGGGAAAUAUCGUAGGGUCAUUUAAUUCAAACUCGACUUCUACCACAAAUUAUGGUGUCAGGAAUAUGACUGAUCGGAAUGGAAGUAGUUCGAAUUUGAUGGAUGCCAUUAAUAAUAGUCGUAAAAAUAGUUUUUCUCAAAGCUUUCGUAUCAACAAGGAUAUGGAUGAAGAUGCCAUAAGUCAAAAUUCAAAAUCUAAACCUAUUCUGAUCAAUGAAGGUUAUAAUAAUGAAAAUGCAAAUUUAAUGAAUUCUGCUUUUUUAAAAUCAAGUCCCAAUUCCGGUGGUGCCAUUUCAACAUUUUCAAGUUUAGGUUCUUCACCAAAAUCAAAUGGAAUUUUAUCACGUAAAUAUUCACAAACUCAAUUAGCCAUGAGAAAAAAACUGCUUAACAAGAUUGAAGAGUUACCAAAAGAAUCAGCAUUAACCAAUAAAUUAAAAUUAAAUGACUCGAAAGCAUGGAGUAUAAAGAAUUUAUUGAAACAAUCAUUAGAGUACGCCAUGUUACAAGGUGAUAUAAUUUUUUGUUCUACAAUCAGUCUUAUUUUUUAUGAUAUAACCAAUAACAUAAUUUCAUAUGAUCAAUGUUUAGAUUGGCUUUCAACUUAUAUUGAAAUAUUGCAAAGAAAACAACUAUAUGUCAGUGCUAUAAAUGUAUUAAAAUCAGCUCCUUUUGCGAUUAGACAAGAAUUAUCAAAUUCAUUUUCAUCUGAUUUAAUUCGAUUGUAUUGUUCUAAUUGUAUGAAAUUAUUAGUGAAUGAAAAUUCAAAACAUCUGCAAAAAGGUGAGUUUGGUUAUUGGUAUUGUGAUGAAUGCAAACAUUUACAACUGACUUUUGGUUUAUUGAUGAAGAAAAUUAUGAAUGUCCUGGUGGUUGUGAUUUAA